GAAAAAAAGAAGAAGUGUCGUGACAAGCCGACUGAGCUGAGCAGUGACCUGUACUGUGUCCUCCACAAAUCCAUCAGCUGUUUACAUUAAGCUAAGAGUAUUGAAAUCAUGGUUUUUGAGGAGAAAAUGAUCAUGAACGGUGAACCAGAUGAGGAAGAAGAGGAGGAGGAGGAAGAGGAAAUGGUGGAUCCCCUUGAAUCAGUGCGGCAGAAGUGUGAGGAUGUGGAGCAUUGUGUCCACACCAAGGAGCGCCUGGAGCAGUGUGAGACCAGGGUCGGCUCUCGCUCUGCCACAGAGGAGGACUGCACUGAAGAGCUCUUUGAUUUCCUUCAUGCACGGGACCAUUGUGUAGCGCACAAACUCUUUCAUUCAGUCAAAUGAAGUCCAUUUGAAGAUCUCGGCAGUCUACUAUAGCAGAAAGACCCCGGGCUUUAUGUCCUUACGUGCAUAUUGUAUUUGAUUGUGUGAAUAAAUUGUAAAUUAAGUAUUAAAAGUGUAUUUUCAUUUCAUGAUCAAGUAGAAACGUAGGUAAGGGGCAACAUUUUGUAAAUGUACAAAAGCACCUAGCUCUAUAGAAUUUAGAGUAUUUUCAAAAUACUGUCAGUUCUAUUUAGCUUGAAAUAGCUACAACUAUACCUCCAGUUAAUCAACACUGUUUAUUUGGGAGUUUGACAUAGAAUGGUCAUGUCCCUUGCUACAACGAAAGAGUAACAAAAGAGACUUCAAAUCUAGGCAAAACUAGAAAGUGUGAAACCGUCUGUCAUAUGGUUUGGACUAUCAUAAGUAAUCUCUGUAACUGAAAUAAUUUGAUGCACCGUAGUGAUUGAUGUAUUAUAUUUGAAGGACACCUUGUUAGAAUGGUUUGCUUAUCUGCCCUUGAGCUUUUUAUGAAAGUUAAUUUUUACCCACACCUUACGUGCAUUGUAAACAAUCUGAGCCAUUUGUCCAAGAACCCUGGUCAUUAAAAAUGACCAGGGUAAAAAACGACUGAUAAAAAACGACAGUGUUAAAAAGGUGUUCUUUGGUCGUCAUAAAAAAACCAUAAGGGGUAACACUGUCAAAAAAAACUUUUCGACAUUAAAAAUAAAUGUCAAAGUUUUGCCCAAAAUAUUUAACUGAUAUGCUCCAUUAAUAAGUUAAUAAGCCUUCUAGAACACUAAGAUCUUCUGAAACCAAUCUGUUAAUUAUCCCCACAGUAAACACGGAACAUGGGAAAGCAGGAUUUAGUUACUAUGCAACAAAUAGCUGGAAUAAACUCCCUGAGGAUUUUAGACUUGCCCCAACUCUGAGCACCUUUAAAACAAGAUUGAAGACUUUUAUGUUUGCUUUAGCUUUCUGCUAAAUCUUAAAUACUUUGCCUUUAUUUUACUAAAAUGCCUUUUUAACUUUCCCUU
Gadus chalcogrammus (walleye pollock) is the source of this 1394-nucleotide messenger RNA. RefSeq names its product cytochrome b-c1 complex subunit 6, mitochondrial (gene uqcrh). Bases 109 to 381 code for a protein of 90 amino acids. Gene Ontology annotation, biological process: mitochondrial electron transport, ubiquinol to cytochrome c. The record is from RefSeq and is a predicted model, not a curated record. The transcript has 4 exons. NCBI's taxonomy places the organism in Eukaryota, Metazoa, Chordata, Actinopteri, Gadiformes, Gadidae.